AUGUCUCGCUUUGAUCCCUUUACCCUUAUUGACCUCUGCUACCGCAUGGUGGACAACCAUGCUCUCGAGGCCACACUCUUUAUCCCCACUAAUCUGUUGUCCCGCUCCCGCCCCGAUGAAAACAACAACAACAACAACAACAACAACAACAACAACAACAACAACAGACACAAAUGCCCCGUACUCGUGCAUUUCCACGGAGGGAGCUUCCUCAUGGGCCACCGCCGCUACGAACCCUGGUUUGCACAAUGGUUCCUGGACCUCGCCCGCACCCACGAGGCGAUCAUCAUUCGACCCGACUAUCGACUCCUCCCCGAAUCGAGCGUGAGUGAUAUUCUCGAGGACAUCAAUCACUUCUGGCGAUGGAUGCAGCGAGAUCUGUCGCCACUUAUGGCGGAUGAAUAUACAGAGUUGGGGUUGUUUCCGGAUCUCUCGCGAGUGUUAUGCUGCGGUGAGAGUUCCGGCGGCUGCUUGGCCGUGUAUUCUGCUCUCGAGUUGAGCUCUAUUCUAUCGACGGAAGACAAAAGGGAGGGCACGAAGAUUACCAUACGGGCGGUUAUCUCCACCUACGCGCCGCUCGACCCCGAUGUUCCGGAACUUCGAAUCCCACGGCCCAGAACGUUCAUGGGAAUGAGGCCUCCCCCGCCCAGACAGGCGGAGGCAGUGAUCAGGAAGUACAUGAAUGGCUGCUCCCAGCAUCCAGGCGCGAUCCGAUCGCGCCAGGAACCGUCCCCAGAACUGUGGGAGUUGUUCCUGUGCAUGGUGCAGCAAUGUUACUUUACUCGAUUGCUCAAGCGCACAGACGGGGGUACUCAUGCGGUCAACAUGGUGGAGAGGAUGGUGGCGAAAGCAGAAGCAGAGCAGACAGUUGUUCCGACGUGGAUUAUUCACGGCCGAGAGGAUACAUUGGAUGACGUGCGGGCUCCUUAUCAAUGUGCGGUGAACUAUGUCCAGCGAUUAAAGGAGGUCUCUCCCAGUACCCCUGUGAGACUGGACGCGUUGCCAGCGGAUCAUCUAUUCGACGUCGAUAUGACUAUAAAUGAGGAUUGGAUCGCAGAGGGAAGGCGCGUUUUCUUGCACAACUACUGGCCUUGAUAGAGAGAAUCACAAGGGAUAUGUGAG
Molecule: messenger RNA, 1122 nt
Organism: Aspergillus aculeatinus CBS 121060
Lineage: Eukaryota; Fungi; Ascomycota; Eurotiomycetes; Eurotiales; Aspergillaceae
Product: putative polyketide synthase
Exons: 2
Coding region: 1-1095 (364 amino acids)
Molecular function (GO): hydrolase activity
Source: RefSeq, a predicted model, not a curated record